Molecule: messenger RNA, 369 nt
Organism: Brugia malayi
Lineage: Eukaryota; Metazoa; Nematoda; Chromadorea; Rhabditida; Onchocercidae
Gene: Bma-unc-69
Product: short coiled-coil protein, putative
Exons: 4
Coding region: 1-369 (122 amino acids)
Cellular component (GO): trans-Golgi network
Source: RefSeq, a predicted model, not a curated record
AUGUCCACAGAUACAACGGUUACUAACGAGACAGACAAUUUCCCACUUGUAGACGAUGAAUCACAAGGAAGUUCGAUAGAUACAGGAGGUCGGAUUCCUCGUCCAGCACAACCGUUACCGCGAGACGAGUCUGAUGAUCAAGAAGAAAAAGCACGACUAAUCUCCCAAGUUCUCGAACUUCAGAAUACUUUGGAUGAUUUGAGUCAGCGUGUUGAUAGCGUCAAAGAAGAAAGCCUAAAAUUACGAUCUGAAAAUCAGGUACUUGGGCAGUACAUCCAGAAUCUUAUGGCUUCAAGUGCCGUAUUUCAACCUGCUCAAUCAAAGGCACCGCAAACCAAAAACGAAAUGUUUGGAGCAUUCUUUUGGUGA